This is a messenger RNA of Drosophila gunungcola (fruit fly), 9602 nucleotides long. RefSeq names its product serine/threonine-protein kinase Doa (gene Doa). Gene Ontology annotation, cellular component: nucleus. The record is from RefSeq and is a predicted model, not a curated record. The transcript is spliced from 11 exons. Bases 2195 to 8491 code for a protein of 2098 amino acids. Gene Ontology annotation, molecular function: ATP binding; protein kinase activity. Gene Ontology annotation, biological process: protein phosphorylation. NCBI's taxonomy places the organism in Eukaryota, Metazoa, Arthropoda, Insecta, Diptera, Drosophilidae.
GAACACCAAAUAAUCGAACAGAACAAUAUUUAGAGGUACAUACUGGGCGUUUGUGCAAUAUAGAAACGCAUUUUAGUCCGAGAGGAAGGUAGAACAAACGCAAUCCCAAAACAAUUGCUGGGCACCGUGACAUAAUCAACCGAAAAAAAAAAACAAAAAACAAACCAAAAACUAAGAACAUUUAAGUGCUUUAAAAAUAAAACAGCAGCAGCAAGAACAAAUUUGUCGAAUACAAAAAAACAUCAAACAAAACAAAAAGAGUGUUAAGAUGUGCGCGAUCUGCGUCGGUCUGAAUUUGUUUAAACAAAACACGAUGCAAGAUACCAGAGCCAAACUGUUUUAUUGACCCCCCGCCAACGGUGGCGAGUAAAUAAUUCGGAAUUAUAUUAAAUGGGAUAAGAGCCAGCCGCCAACCAGCCUAGCAGCUGUAAAACGUCCAAAAAGUUGAUAGUGAACUUUGCACUUUUCCAUCAAGUUUGCAAUUACCGAGGCGAAAGAUAUUUUUAAUAGACAUAGCGGAUGGAUAGAGGAGCCUAGUGCAACAGUCACUCAUACACAGAAAGAAAUUAAGACUGGUUGAGAGCUAAGGGACAAAAUAAAGUACAUUUUAUUUGAGGUCUUCGCAGACUUUCCAAAAAAUGGUUUUUAAUGUGAAGUUAAAAAAUAAUGAGUUAGGUCUUAUUGAUUUUAAAGAUGGAAAUUAAGAGUGUAAAUUUAAUUAUGUCAGUUUUUUAUGUUAGGUACACAUUAAUGAAUGAAUAUAUCCAUUUUUUUUCUUGUGUACUCGGAGGCGAAGGAGAAGAAGACAACGCAGCGGCCAAGCAAAUCAAAACAAAAACUCAAAACUAACAAAUGGAGCACACACGUGUGUGUCGGUUAGUGUGUGUGCCACAUAGAUACGAACUAUAUCUAUAUGUGCGCCACAGAUCGGCGGGGAUUAUUCAUCAGGCUGCCACAUCAUCAUCAUGUUGAUCUCCGCGCCGCUGCGGCGUCUCCUUCUGCUGCCCUCCAUCCUCAACUUUCCGCUUAGCUGGCGUUUUCUAUAAUUUUCGAAAGCUAUUUUCGUAAGGCUUGCAUUUAUAUUUAGUUGCCACAACAAAACUCAUGGCGAAAAUCCAAGACACAAAAUUGUACGUGAUACAAUUUUGGCCAUAUGAUGCGAGCCAAAAUAAAAGUCAACUGGGGUGGAAAACUUUUCCCCUUAGUUUUUCCAACACGCAUGUGCGGUUGUAUGUGUGUGUUGUUCGAUACAGUGAAAGCUAAGUCAGAGAUUAACGAAGAUGUGAAAAUUAAUGGAAAACUGAAGCGAAUUAAAAAUGUAAUCAAAUCGAAUGUGAUUAUCGGAGAUCAGAGAUGAAUCUGUUAAACGAGGUCUGUGAAUUCAAUUUGCGAUGCAUCUACGCCCUGGCCGGGGUUUCACUGUACAGGCACCAGCGUCACACGUACGCUGUGUACUAGGUAUAACGCCCGACUGCGCCAAUUUACGUGCGUCGUCGUCUAUUUUUUAAAAAUAAAAACAGAUUUCGAGCGGAACACAGAAAGGCAGGGAAAAAGACUCCCAAUGAACCCCACCGAGAUAUCACACAUCAGCCAAAACGAUCUCUCCAGGGAUAUUCAUAUGUUCACAUCGCAAUAUAUCUAGGGCAAGGUGCAGGUCUUUUGGCUAGAAUCGCAAAGUGGGUAGGCGGAGGUGUUUCGAUGAGGCGGCGCCGCGAUCAAUGAGCUCAUUGCUGUUUACGAUUUGUAAUUUGUAUAUGCUCUAUAUACCAAAACAAAUUGGGGGUGCUAUAUGCUUGUACUACACCCACAUAUAAGUCGGAUGUAUAUGGGCGCCAAAAGGAAAAGUCUUUGGUCGAAUGACGACCAUUGGUUCAAUUAGUAAGUCAAGUCGCCGCCGACCAUUUGCCAAAAUGCCAAUGAGACAUUGACAUUGAGCGUGCGAUCGAUUGUUCCGUUCCUAUCCGAUCCGAUCCAAUCCGAACAGAACCAAUACGAACUGAUCCGAUUUUGUGCAGGUUUCCUUUGUGGCCAGCACUGGCAGCCGCGCGAGUCUCGCCCAGCUAGUCGAACCCAAAGCAAUUCGCGGGAGUCGCCAGUGCAAUAUUAGAUAACCGAGUACUUUUUUCCCCUUGGGACCCAGAAAGCACACUGACUAGGACACGGAGACACAAUCACCAAUCACCCAGCCUGCGGUAUGUCCAACGAACUCAGCGAACUGAUCGCCCUCGGCUGUCCGGAUCUCACGGCCCAGAAGCCGCAGGGCGCCAGCACCAAGGUAGAGUUGAUUCUCAACACGGAGCGCCGUCUGAGCAUUAAGCAGAUGACUGCCACGGAUUUGGCCGCUCUACGGGCAGCAGCCGCUGCCGAGGCAGAGGCCCGAUCUCGGGCCCAGGCGGAGGCGGAAGCUCGAGCCAUCGCCCAGGAACAGUUGCGCCAGGCCCGCGAGGCCGAGUCCAAGGCGAGGGCACGUGCUGCCCUCGAGGUGCAGGCCCAGUUGCAGCGGGUGAUGGAGAGCGAGAAGCGCAGGCAGAAGGAGGAGGAAGAGCAACAGAAUGAGCAAGAUGAAGAGGAGGAGGAAGAUGAGGAUGAGGAUGAGGAGGAGGAGCUGGCCAAAGGUAGCCUGCCCUCCAACUCAGGCCCAAGGGAGCGCGUUGCAUCGCUGCCCGGCAACAUCGAUGAUGCCAUGGAGAUGCACCUGCUUAGCGUGUCGCAGCCCAAGGCCUCGUCCAAGGAUGACUCCCCGCCCAAGAAGAGCACCUCCCACCUGGCCGACUCUAUUGAGCUGCUGCGAAUGCAGCGGGCUGCCCGCAGUGCCCGUUCCCACAAUCGAAGUCGCGAGCGGGAGCGCUCUAUUUCGCCAGACCGCAAUCACGAACGAAGCGCUGCUCCCGAUCGCCUCCAGAGUUCGGCGAGCAUGAGCAGUCUGGAGUCUGCCAGCGUCAGUGCCUCGGCUUCAGGCUCACGACAGCCCAGCAAGGCAGCCAGUCGACGUGGCAGCACCUCCAGUGCCUCUGGGGUGGAACCGCCCGGGGCCUCCGCUCCACAGUCGACCAAGUUUCCCCUCGCCAAGACGGUAUCAGCUCCGAAUGUAAUGAAUCGUCGGCGUAGCAGUCUCACCUCGCUUUUUCCUGGACCCUCGCCUUUGGUGGCACCCGAGCCAUCUCUGCAUACGGAUCCCGAUCCAAAGGUUCAGCAGCAGAUAGAAGAGGAGCAGCGGCGGGGGCGAAUGGACGAUGGUUACCGUGAGAUACCCACCGGAAAAAUGGUGCAUCGCACCAAGACACCGCCGCCAGUGGGCACCAAUCUGGGAGUGAGCUUAAAGCGAGUGACCGCGCCCAGUGGAUCCAUAACCAUUAAGCCAAAGGAGUCGCCCAUGCUGGGAGUUGUUUUGCGUAGAGUGGAGAAGAAAGUAGUGCCCCAGAAGAGCAUUCUGGACGACGAUAAGCCACUGUACCACUUUUCCAUUGUGCGCAGCGACCACAAGGAGCAUGUGCCCGACAAGAAACCGAAACCCAAGCCUGCUCCCCCAGCUGUCAAGCCAAGUCCCGGUGGCAUCCUCACCGGACCUCAAGUAGUCCGCACCGCACCCAGGCAACCAGUGCCCGCCAAGCCGCAGCGUCCCAUGCCCGGCGUGCCCAUCACGAUUACCAAGAUCGAGGGCGACAAGAUCAUCAUCAUCAAGAAGAUCAUAGUGCCGAAGAACAGUAAGAUACCGGAGCAGUAUCUGCAGAUGAGUGAAGAUGCCGGCAAGCCAGCUAUUGCAGUGCCACCAACGGUUUCCUCCUCCUCCGCCGCCGUCGCAGCGUCUCCGAUUCUAAGAACCAAAGAGGAAUCCCAGCCAGCCAUGCAGAAACCAACGCCGCCGCCGGCCAGUGGUCAGCAAUUCUUCCAGGUGGUCUCCCCGCAAUUCGCCUCGGUGCUGUCUUCCAGCAUCCCCGAGAGCAAAUGUGCCGUGCGUUCGCCCAUAUCUUCGCCCUUGGCCAUCCGCAAAAGCCGUCCACCUCUGUUGCCGGCGAGUCCCAAGUCCACGCCUCCGCUUCCGCGGAAGCACCAUCCGCUUGCGUACAAUGCGGCCACGGGAACCAUCAGUAGUGCCUCGGCAGCAGCGCUUCCUUCUCGUCUCAUGGCCACCAUCGCCUCGAGUCCGGCUUCGAGUAUAUCGCUGUCCUCCUCCAGUUCACCUUCAUCAUCGCCACCUCCGCCAGUGCCAUGUCGGGCUCCAAAGAAUGCCAAUGCCAAUGCCAAUGCCAAUGCCAGUAAACCUGCUGCUCCGUCUAACGAGAUCAGUCUGGACAAGUUGCUGCAACAGCAACAGGAGCUGGAGGAGAAGUCGGCCGCAGCCACAAACAGCGCCAAGUUGGAUGCGAACUUCUAUGAUGCGGAGAUCGAGAUGAUGAACAAGUAUCUGAAGAGUUUGCCCGACUACAGCGAGCUGGACAGGAAGCUGCACCAGGAGUUCCAGGAGUGCGAAGAUCUCUACGACAGGAUCAAGCGUCAGCAACAGCCGCUGGCCAAGUCCAAUUCGCAGCAGUCUGUGACGAAGACAGCGCCAGGGUCGGGAGUCCAGCCUGCCAGCUCCUCCGGUCUAUCCAAGUCUUCUUCCAUCAACUUUGCCCAAAACCACCCAAGUAGCAGUCGAGGAGCUGCCCCGCGUAUGGCAUAUCCCUCCAUAUUCUCGCAGUCUGGAGGCGAACCAAAGCUGCAGCGCAGCAUUUCCAGUUCAAAUAUGCCGCUUAGUGCGCCGACGCCCUUGCGUCCGCUACCCGCAAAGAAUGGAUUGCAAAGUGGUUCCAAUCUGUCCCUCAACAAGCAGUUGAUGAACGAAUUCUGGAGCGAAAAUCUUACGAGUUCACAGAAGCGUCAGACACCCAAGCGCACCUUCUGGAACUACGAGAAGAUCUGCGGUGCGCAACUGGGCGAUGCCGGGCAGCCUUUUAAAGUGGAUGCCAAGACAGCCAAGAAACUGGCCAUAUUCGAUCCCACAGUGGCGGAGGCGGCGCAGAAGGAGCUGCAGCGACCUCAACAGCCGCAGGUCGGUCAUCAUUAUCCCCACCACAAGCUGCAGAAGAACGCCUCGCUGUCGCACCUGGAUCUCAAAGUGCGUCAGGCGGUGACCAAGGAAGAUCUCUACAAGCUCAUCUGCAACGAGCAAUCUCCAUCGGCGAGCACGAGUUUUGUGAGCAGAGUGCCGGUGAAGCAGCAACCGCCAGCGCAGCAGCAACAGGUGCUGCCCAAGAGCGUUUCCAUGACGCACGUGCCGGGUGGUGGUGGUGGUCAACCCAUGGCAGCAGCUCCACUGCUGAGGACUUCCAGUCGCACGCACAUACCCUGCUACAUGAAGAAUCUGCCCUCAUUGAGCAGGAGCACCUCGAACUCUGCGAUACUGAUGACGCAACCGCGCAAGGAAGCUCCAUCCAAAGAGCCACCUAAGGCUGCUGCUCCACCGACUGUUAGCAAACCCAGUGGAGUUUUGAAAAGCUCCAGCAGUUCCUGUGUCCCAUCGCCUCGCUGUGCCGCCGCCUUCUUCCGCCGGCCGCAGGAGUCCAGCCAUGCGCAGCAGCAGCAUCAACAGCCGCUGCAGCAACCGCAACACGUGGCGCCCAUCGACGAGUCCGGCCCAGGGGAUUCCGCCUCUCUAGAGCGCAAGUCGGAGAAGAGCAACAGCACGAUAAGCACGAGCAGCUUUACGGUGACCAACUGUUGCACCACCCACCUGCCGCAGCUCUCCAAGUUUACCUCAUCGUUCCACAUUGCCCCCACCAACACGGCCACAACCACAGCGUCAGCAGUCACACCAACACCAACUGCAGCCGCAAUACCAAGCGACCACCAGCAGCAGCAGCAGCAGCAGCAGCAGCAUCAACAGCAGCAACAAAGUGGCGCAGCGGUGGCGGCGAUGGCUGCCAACUUGGAGGUGCCAACAUCGUCAUCGUUGUCAGCGGCCACAAAGCGCCAGAAAGAUGUCGACAACAAGCUAGAAAAAUGCCUGAACGACAUGCUAAAGUUGAAGACCAGCAACAACAGCAACAGCAAUAGUACUAGCAACAGCAAUAAUAAUGCAAUCAUGUCGCAGUCGCUGACAGGGGAGCACAAAGACCCGAAGACUGCAGUCGAAGGCCCCACGAUCAGCACCAGCAGCAGCAGCACCGGCAAGUACGUGGGUGAGUCUCAGAUCCCCGUGCCAGUGCAGCUCUACGAUCCGCAGAAGCCGCUGCUCCAACAACAGCACCAUCAGCAGCAGCAGCAGCAGCAACAAAGGAUUUGCUAUCCCAUAGGAAAGUCGAACUCUACCUCACAGCUGCCCAUGGGUGGCUAUCAGCGAUUGCUGCAGCAGCAGCAGCAACAACAUCAGCAACAACAACUACAACACCAGGAACAGCAGCAAUAUCCGCAACACAAGCGACCCUUCCUGAAUUGGAAUAGCUUUGCAUGUUCGGCCAUAAAUGGAGCAAGUGAUCCCUUCAUGCAGCAGCAGCAGCAGCAGCAAAUGCCUGUCCAGCAGCAACAGCAUCUGCCCCACAAGCUGCAACAGUCGUACUCCUCGUCGCAUGUGCCCAAGCAGGCGCCCAAAUCGGGACUGGCCAUGUUUCUGCAAAAGAACACCAACAAGGAGAACAAGUUUGGCCAGCCGCUGCAGCACCAGCCGCCCGGAAUGAUGCCCCAGAUGUACGGCUACCAGGCGCCCCAGCCGCAAUCCAAGAUGGGCUAUCCGCGCACCGGUGCCCCACUGACGCAUUCGGCCUCCUUCAGUUCCGCCCAGAGGCCAACAGCCCUGCAGUUCCACCAGCAACAUCAGCAACAUCAGCAGCAGCAGCAGCAGCAACAACAGCAACAUCAACACCCGCAGCAUUCCAACUUUGGGCUGGGCAUGAUGACUAGGAAUUACUACAACUUGCCCAAGCAGCCAGAGCGCAAGCCGCUGCAGACCUUCGAUCCGUAUGCCUAUCCCAAGCCGAAUCAGAUGCAGCCGGUCAAGUACCAGCAGCAACAGCAGCAACAGCAGCAACAACACCAACAGCAGCAGCAACCGCAUCCGCAUACGCAGUUUCUGAAUGCUUCCGCUGGAGGUGGAGGUGGAGGUGGCGGUGCCGCUGGGCUUCAAUACGAUCCAAAUACAAAUACGCAAUUGUUUUACGCGUCGCCGGCAUCAUCGUCAUCGAACAUGCAACCGCAGCAACCACAACAGCAGCAACAGCAGCAGCAGUCGCAGCUACAACAAAGCAAUUCUGUCAUAUUCAAUCACUCAAGCCAGCAACACCAACCACAUCAACAACAACAGCAGCAGCAGCAACAGCAGCAGCAGCAACAGAAUGAAAUGUCCAAGUCCGCAUUGGGACUGCAUUUCAUCGAGACAGCAAAGCCCGUCAUUCAAGAUGAUGCUGAUGGUCACUUAAUUUACCACACCGGAGACAUUCUCCAUCACAGAUAUAAGAUCAUGGCCACACUGGGCGAGGGAACUUUCGGACGUGUGGUCAAGGUCAAAGACAUGGAGCGUGAUUACUGCAUGGCCUUAAAGAUCAUUAAGAACGUGGAAAAGUACCGUGAAGCUGCCAAGCUAGAGAUAAAUGCCUUGGAAAAGAUUGCCCAAAAGGAUCCGCAUUGCGAUCAUUUGUGCGUGAAAAUGAUUGACUGGUUUGAUUAUCAUGGACACAUGUGUAUAGUCUUUGAAAUGUUGGGGCUUAGUGUUUUCGAUUUUUUGCGUGAGAACAACUAUGAGCCAUACUCGCUGGACCAAGUGCGCCACAUGGCCUACCAAUUAUGCUACUCUGUGAAAUUUCUUCAUGACAAUCGUUUAACGCACACAGAUCUCAAGCCGGAGAACAUACUCUUCGUCGAUUCGGAUUAUACUGCUCACUAUAAUCAUAAGAUUAACCGCGAGGUGCGCCGCGUCAAGAACACGGACGUUCGUCUCAUUGACUUUGGGUCGGCCACCUUCGACCACGAGCACCACAGCACAAUUGUCUCGACGCGACAUUAUCGCGCGCCCGAGGUCAUACUGGAGCUGGGGUGGUCACAGCCAUGUGAUGUUUGGUCAAUUGGCUGCAUCUUGUUCGAACUAUAUCUGGGCAUCACGCUCUUCCAAACGCACGACAACCGCGAGCACCUGGCCAUGAUGGAGCGAAUCUUGGGGCAAAUACCAUAUCGCAUGGCACGCAAUCACACUCUUUAUAGCAAAACCAAAACAAAGUACUUCUACCACGGUAAGUUGGAUUGGGAUGAGAAGUCCAGUGCCGGUCGCUACGUCCGCGAUCACUGCAAGCCGUUGUUCCUGUGCCAGCUGAGCGACAGCGAGGACCACUGUGAGCUCUUCAGUCUGAUCAAGAAGAUGCUGGAGUACGAGCCCUCGUCCCGCAUCACGUUAGGUGAAGCCCUGCGGCAUCCGUUCUUCGACAGGCUGCCACCGCACCAUCGAGUGGGUGAGGUGAGCAACAAGCAGCCACUAUCGUCGGGCAGCAGCAGCCGCGAGCGCUCGCACAGCCUCUCCAGAUGAGAAUUACAGCGAUUUGGUUAUUGUUGACAGACGGCGCUUGUCAAGCACCCACUCAUGCAAGCAUACACUCAAAGCAGUCGUCCAGCAACGGAUUGCACCAGCCUCGUAGGGUAGACCAGCAACUUUACGGCAGAACCCUAUUUUAAGUGCUAAAGUCUUUUAUUCUAAAUUUUUUUGAACUUGACUUGUAUAGAUGUUUAUUAUACAAAAAUCCAUUGAUCCCAUAUUGAUCCCAUAUUGAUCCAGUGUUUCCCAAUAUUUCCCAAUAUUUCGCGCACAUGUUGCUGUGCAUCAUUUAGAGCUGUGUAGCGCUACGCUUGCGCUUUGUGCAUUGUACCAUACCCGCAAACGGUGUUUUGUUCUGUUAUGAUAACCAAAUCGUGUAUAAUAUUGAUAGUGCGGUGCGUCCUCCCAGCACUUGAAUCUAUUUGUAAAUGUCCUGACUUGUGCACACCACCCACAUCCACAUCCCGAGGUAGAGGAGACAAAAUGAACCGACUGCAAGAACCGAUUAAUGGAAUAUACAAAUGUAGUUGUAAAAUAAGAAAGUCGCUCGCUCACACGCUAGUUGAAAUGCAUCCCCAUAUGUACACUGUCAUUGCAAUGGCAGCCGACUAAUUUGUAAUUAAUACACCAUUUCGAGAGCGUGAACUGUAAGCUAAUGCAAGCCAUUAUGUACACCGCCCACGAGUGUACGGAUAAUUGUAAAUGUAAGGAGCAAUUGUUAUGCCGCCCUGUGUACACUUCAGCGAUCGCAGCGCAUUUUGUGUAAAUUCAGUAGCAGCCCAGAGUCAUCUCUCUUAGAAUACGUUUUGAAAUGUGUAGACCCAUCGCCGGCCUGUUUUGUUCGUUUUCGUUUUUAAUCGAAUAUCGAAAGAUCAACCCAUUCACAUAUUGCUACACACAUACACACAUCGUAUGAGCCCCAUAGUAUAUUUAAAUAUACUAUACAUACUUAAUUCAAAUGAUUGUGAGUUAGUUUAAUAUUACAUAAAUAUUAAUUAUAAAUUACAUUAUUUGCAAUUUAACCCGAUCAACCAGCAUAUAAGAUAAAAAAAAAACAAUAUUGUCAAGUUAUUAAAAAUUGAAAUAAAUCUUAAAUAAAAAAGAA